Pyricularia oryzae 70-15 is the source of this 234-nucleotide messenger RNA. RefSeq lists its product as uncharacterized. The coding region runs from base 1 to 234 and encodes 77 amino acids. The record is from RefSeq and is a predicted model, not a curated record. The transcript has 2 exons. NCBI's taxonomy places the organism in Eukaryota, Fungi, Ascomycota, Sordariomycetes, Magnaporthales, Pyriculariaceae.
AUGGGCAAAGAGAAUAUGGGUCAGUCAAGCAGUGCGCACACCGGGGAGGACCAGGAAUCCGGCUCGGUGGAGGCGAUGAGGGUAAUCCCAAGCCUAGGCCAGCAGGGGGUGUCAGCAUCUCGAACCACUGUGAGGAACAAGAACCAAGCAGAGGUGCAGCACGCGUGGUGGAGCCCAAGAUCGCAUCAUAUUCUGUUAUGUUUUGCUGGUAGGGGUAGUUGGCCUGGUGUUUAA